Messenger RNA from Melospiza georgiana, 3044 nucleotides. RefSeq names its product nuclear receptor subfamily 6 group A member 1 (gene NR6A1). The record is from RefSeq and is a predicted model, not a curated record. The transcript has 10 exons. Gene Ontology annotation, biological process: regulation of DNA-templated transcription. The coding region runs from base 12 to 1430 and encodes 472 amino acids. NCBI's taxonomy places the organism in Eukaryota, Metazoa, Chordata, Aves, Passeriformes, Passerellidae. Gene Ontology annotation, molecular function: DNA-binding transcription factor activity; sequence-specific DNA binding; zinc ion binding.
CCGGCGCCGCCAUGGAGCUGGAGCCGCCCGCGGAGCUGCCGGAGCCCCGCGCCGCCAGCAAGGGGCCGCCCCGCAGCGCUGCAGAUGUGGAGCAGAUGAGUUCCUCCUCUCCUGUCCUCCCUGUGAACUCCGUGGGCAAUGAGCGGGUGGAUCAGCGAACCUGCCUGAUCUGCGGGGACAGGGCCACGGGGCUGCACUAUGGCAUCAUCUCCUGCGAGGGCUGCAAGGGCUUCUUCAAGAGGAGCAUCUGCAACAAGCGCGUGUACCGCUGCAGCCGCGACAAGAACUGCGUCAUGUCCCGCAAGCAGCGCAACCGCUGCCAGUACUGCCGGCUGCUCAAGUGCCUGCAGAUGGGCAUGAACCGCAAAGCAAUCAGGGAGGAUGGCAUGCCAGGAGGCAGAAACAAAAGCAUUGGACCUGUCCAGAUAUCAGAGGAAGAGAUUGAGAGAAUUAUGUCUGGGCAAGAAUUUGAGGGAGAGGCAAACAUGUCAUGGAGCAACAAUGGAGACAGUGACCAUAGUUCCCCUGGAAAUGGAGUUUCUGAGAGCAACCAGCCUUCACCUGUUUCUACUCCAUCUUCAAGUAGGUCGGUGGAGCUGAACGGCUUCGCUGCACUCAGGGAUCAGUACCUGGGCACGCCGGUGUCCACGCACUACCAGUACCUGCCGCACCUUUUCAGCUACUCGGCGCACUCGGCGCUGGUGGCGCCGCAGCCGCGCAGCCUGGAGCCGCAGUCGCACGGCCUCAUCAGCCAGCUGCUGUGUGCUGAGGACCUGGAGCCCCUCAGCACCCCCAUGCUCAUCGAGGACGGGUACAAAGUGACUCAGGCAGAGCUGUUUGCGCUGCUGUGUCGUCUGGCGGAUGAAUUGCUUUUCAGGCAGAUUGCCUGGAUCAAGAAGCUGCCGUUCUUCUGUGAACUCUCCAUCAAGGACUAUACCUGCCUGCUCAGCUCCACGUGGCAGGAGCUGAUCCUGCUCUCCUCGCUCACUGUUUACAGCAAGCAGAUCUUUGGUGACCUUGCAGAUGUCACCUCCAAGUACUCUCCCUCUGAUGACGAGCUGCACAGGUUCAGUGAAGAGGGGAUGGAGGUGAUGGAGCGCUUGAUCUACCUCUUUCGCAAGUUCAACCAGCUGAAGGUCAGCAAUGAGGAGUACGCCUGCAUGAAAGCCAUCAACUUCCUAAACCAAGAUAUCAGGGGUCUGACCAACGCCUCCCAGCUGGAGCAGCUGAACAAGAGGUACUGGUACGUUUGCCAGGACUUCACAGAGUACAAGUACCCCCACCAGCCAAACCGCUUCCCGGAUUUGAUGAUGUGUUUGCCAGAGAUCCGCUACAUUGCAGGAAAAAUGGUGAAUGUCCCUCUGGAGCAGCUGCCUCUCCUUUUUAAGGCCGUUCUACAUUCCUGCAAGACGAGUGUGAGCAAAGAGUGAGCGCAGCCGGCCCGGCCGGUGCCUUGCGCGGAGCCUGGGGCUGGCUCACCCGGACAGGGGCAGGGGCCAUCCAGGCAGGAGACAGGGCACUGCGCCUCCCUGCCCUCGUAGCAAGAAUCUUUUUUGUUUGUUUUUGUUUUUUUACUCGUUUUCCUAUAUAUUUAUUUCACGACAGAGUUGAAUGUAUGAUCUUCAACACGAUGCACAUGGUUCUGUAAGAAUGCAGCAGAUGCAUUCUCCAGCAGUUUACAGAAUGUGAAGAUGUUUAAUGUUACAGUGUUUGUUAGGGUUAGUUCUUUUGUAUUUGGGGCUGGGGACCGAGAUGACUAAGACUACCUCAAGGAGAAGAUGCUGUUCAUGCACUGCUCUUUCCAUGAUUUGCAUCCAAAGCAUUUGUCACAGAGAGCAAAUGUUGGCAGAGCUGUUAUUAUCCCAAAGGGACGACUUUGGAGAAGUGGGUGCUAGAGAAGUGCCAAGCUUUUUCUGUAAUUUUAAAAAGGCAGGAGUGGAGACGGAGAAGUCUGUCCAGGCAGCUGGUUUCUUUUCCCCUGGCAGUUUUCAGAUGCAGGUUUCCAGUGGGAUGGCAGUGCUCUGAGGGGCUCCCUGGCCCUGUCCUGUCUGGGGGGCUGCAGGGGGGGUCUGUCCCAGCCCCUCCUGACCAGCUGCCCUCUUACUAUUGCCACAACACCUGCCAAUUCCUCUGAAUUUGUGUUCCUGCAGUUCAGGACAGGCUCCUGGCAUUGCACAAAGGUGCUUCUGUUGCUAGAGGAUGGCAAGGACUUUAUCAUCACUUCCUUAAAAUCCAUCUAAGUUUACAAAAGCAGGAAAAGCCUACUUAGAGAAGAGGCAGGAUUGCCCGUGUUCCUCCAACAUGGUACCUGACUUCUGAGGCUUCUGCAUUGCAGCAAUCCCCAUUUUGGGAGCAGUUAAAUGGGGCCUAUGUAGUGGGGUGAGGGACUCCAGUGUCCUCUGGCAUGGCUUUCUCUGCUGGACUCAGGGAAUGGAUGUUCCAUAGAUAGAUCCUGCCAGGACUGUUCUGUUCCUUAUGGAAUCCCAGGAAAAACUACAUUACUGCUGUACUUGGUUACCUGUCAUGUUCUAGGUGUUGCCAGGCUUGGAUUUUCCAUCUCACAGGCUCUCCACAGCUCCAGAUGGAGAACUGGUUUAAUGACAGCUGAUUAGCUGAUUGAGUGAUUGGUUGGUGCUGAUGUUUAGCUAAACUUGGGCAUUCUCAUGAGUGAUCUCAUGAUUUCCUGCUCAUGAUGGGGAGGUUUGGAUGAGAUGCUCUUGAUCUCAUCUCCUUCAUUAGGAAUUAAUAUUCAAAGACUCUGUCACUCUCCUAGACAGCCUUGGCUGGAUUUCCUUCCCUGCCUCCUUAGAUGUAAAUCUGGCAUUCACUUAGCAAGGUGGCUCCCCGAUAAGUGUUUGAAUGCUGAUUUUAAAAUACUUGUAGGAACAACUUUUGUUCCCUCAGGGCAGGAGGGACGAGUCACUACCUUGUCUUUCCCUGGUGGCAGCUGCGUGGCACAGAGCAAGCACAGCUCACAGGGCUGCAGCUGCUGUGCAUGAAUGUGAUGGUGAGCAGGAGGAGAAUCCCAUUCCCCAAAGUCGUCC